AUGUCGCACUUCGCUCAAAAGCAAAUCGAAGACUUCCGCGCGAAUAGCCUGGUUUUGAUCAGAGCUUACCUCAGGACAUGGGCUUUGUGCUUGGUCCAAUUAAACUACACCCAUCGAUUAAACUACCACCGCUACCUCCAAGAAACCAACAUACGAGCUAGCAUUAUUCUUCUACGGUCUUUGGGACCUAGCUACCGACACUCGCCUCCCCCACAUGAACCCCGAUUACUCAACCCGCUUGUAGAGGUAUAUACCAAAACGUGCACAUCCCUCUAUAAUAGUACAGAAACCACAUGCGUGACCCAAGCCUGCUCCUGUGAAGAUGGUUUCCCAACCUGGUGUCCAGGCCGGCAACAUAAACCGAUCCGACACACUGAUCCAAAUGCCCUACCACCAACCAGCUUCCUAGAAGACAUCCUGGAUCUAAACCGCCUGCUGCAUCAAGACACUCGAGGCCCGCACCCCGCGUACGGAUUCUUCUUCAACGAUAAAACUCUAACGUGUGCUGGCAUUCACAUCAACACAGUUACCCACAUUAUCGAUGUCGAGAGUAAUACGAAUAUCGCAGUGAUUGCACGAUGGCUGGACAUCGCACGGCGGUUCGCUUAUGUGGCUAUAUGUCCCCCUUCGAAUAUGGCUGCAACUUGCUCUAGGGUUGUCAAUACGCAUGACCAACAAUGUUGCUGCUAUGCCAUCGAACGGCUUCUUGCAUCCCGGGAUGUUCAAGGGAUGCUCGAGGCCGUCGGGAGUGAGCAUUGGGUGCGUUGCCAUUUUGUAACGAAGCCUGGAGGCUCCCUCGAGCGCGCGAAAACUCCUCAUAAUCUGCCAAAGAACAUAAAAUAUAUCCAGGCGUUAGCAAGCAGAUGUAAGAGCAGGACAGUAGUUGUAUGCUUAUCCCAACAUUUCAACUCCUUUCCACAGCCACACCAAACCACCUAUCCUCCCGUGGAUAGGAAACUCGAACCACAGUAUCCGCCUGUGUCUGUGUCAAACACCGUUUCACCCAUAGUACCCAUCCAGCCUUACGAAACAAGCACCGUCUCCACUAUCGGUCGAUCGAAAGCGCCACGACCGCUCUCGCCAAAAAAGCACCAAAGGAACACAGUUGUUCCGAAACCUACUGUUCUGCCGACUAAAACUAUCGAUUUCCGCUUUCGUCACCUUAUCAUGUUGCCGUUAAACCCGAUUAGCCUUCAGAGUCUUAUAUAUGAGGCACUCACACAAUUCGCAGUCCCUCUUAAGUUCAGUUCUUAA
Molecule: messenger RNA, 1254 nt
Organism: Lindgomyces ingoldianus
Lineage: Eukaryota; Fungi; Ascomycota; Dothideomycetes; Pleosporales; Lindgomycetaceae
Exons: 5
Coding region: 1-1254 (417 amino acids)
Source: RefSeq, a predicted model, not a curated record